ACCGCGCGACCUGCUCUCCUCCCACGGGCGGAGCGGGCCGGUUUAAAUACCUUGGUAGGAUGCUUCAUCCGGUGGAAGGAUAGUUCAACCCUAAGCAGUUUACCUGUCCCGUCCCGCUAUCUCGUGGAGUAACGUAUACCCAGACAACUGUGUAGGAUAGACUACAUCCCGAGUCCAUCAUCUACCGGAGAAAGACUAACCUUUGAGACCGACCCUCCAAUCACAGACGACCUUCCUGUCACCGACGACGACCUUCCCAAGAUGGCUGCCGACUCCGCCUCUGACGACAGCAAGUUCCUGCGGCAGGAUGACGACUUCAGGAACAGUGGUGUGGGGCAGGCUGAUUGGUCGGCCAAGAAGAUGGUGUGGAUCCCGUCAGAGAAGGAGGGGUUUGAGGCCGCCAGCAUCAAGGAGGAGAAGGGAGACGAUGUGCUGGUAGAGUUGGCUAACGGUAGGAAAGCGACAGUCAACAAGGAUGAUAUCCAGAAGAUGAACCCUCCUAAGUUCAGUAAGGUGGAGGACAUGGCAGCUCUGACCUGUCUCAACGAGGCCUCUGUCCUCCACAACCUCAAAGAGAGGUACUUCUCCAGCCUCAUCUACACGUAUUCAGGUCUGUUCUGUGUGGUGGUGAACCCCUAUAAGAUGCUUCCUAUCUACUCAGAGAAGAUCAUUCAGAUAUAUAAGGGGAAGAAACGCCACGAGGUUCCUCCUCAUAUCUACUCCAUCACUGAUAACGCUUACAGGAACAUGAUGCAAGAGCGUGAGGACCAGUCAAUUCUGUGCACAGGUGAGUCUGGAGCAGGGAAGACAGAGAACACAAAGAAGGUGAUCCAGUAUCUGGCGGUGGUGGCUUCCUCUCACAAGGGCAGCAAGAAGGACACUGGAGCUGGGGAGCUAGAGAAGCAGCUGUUGCAGGCUAACCCCAUACUGGAAGCCUUCGGGAACGCCAAGACCAUCAAGAAUGACAACUCCUCACGAUUCGGCAAGUUUAUUAAGCUCAACUUUGACGUGACCGGAUUCCUGGUUGGAGCCAACAUCGAUACCUACCUGCUGGAGAAGUCUCGCUGUAUCCGCCAAGCCAAGAUAGAGAGAGCCUUCCAUAUCUUUUACUACAUGGUGGCCGGAGCGAAGGACCAACUAAAGGAGGAGCUGUUACUGGAGGAUUUCGGGGCCUACCGGUUCCUGGUGGCAGGUCACGUGGAGGUGCCUGGUCAGGAAGAUGAUCAGAUGUUCAUAGAAACACUGGAGGCCAUGGAGAUCAUGGGUUUCUCUGAGGACGAGAGGACAGGCAUGAUGAAGGUGGUCUCCACUGUGCUCCAGCUGGGGAACAUUAAGUUCAACAAGGAGAGGAACAAUGAGCAGGCCACCAUGCCCGACAACACAGCGGCUCAGAAAGUGUGCCACCUGCAGGGUAUCAACGUGACAGACUUCACCCGUUCCGUCCUCACCCCCCGUAUCAAGGUGGGCAGAGAGGUGGUGCAGAAGGCUCAGACCAAGGAGCAGGCUGACUUUGCCAUCGAGGCCCUAGCGAAGGCCAUGUAUGAGCGGUUGUUCAGGUGGAUCCUGGCCAGGGUGAAUAAGACUCUGGAUAAGGCCAAACGUAAAGGAGCAUCAUUCCUGGGGAUCCUAGACAUCGCUGGCUUUGAAAUCUUUGAGGACAACUCGUUUGAGCAGCUGUGCAUCAACUACACCAACGAGCGUCUGCAGCAGCUGUUCAACCACACCAUGUUCAUCCUGGAGCAGGAGGAGUACAAGAGAGAGGGGAUCGACUGGGCCUUCAUAGACUUCGGCCUGGACCUGCAGCCCUGCAUCGAGCUCAUCGAGAGACCGAACAAUCCUCCAGGUAUCUUGGCUCUGUUGGAUGAGGAGUGCUGGUUCCCUAAAGCCACAGACUUGUCCUUCGUUGAGAAGCUGAUGAACACACACACGUCCCACUGCAAGUUCUCCAAACCCAAAUCACUCAAAGACAAGACUGCCUUCUCUGUUCUCCACUACGCCGGCAAGGUGGACUACAAUGGGGCCAACUGGCUGACUAAGAACAUGGACCCUCUGAAUGACAACGUGACGGCUCUCCUCAACAACUCAUCCAACCCCUUCAUACAGGACCUCUGGAAGGAUGUGGACCAUGUGGUGGGUCUGGAGACCAUUACCAAGAUGUCAGAGAGCUCGGCCCCCAGCGCCACCAAGUCUAAGAAGGGCAUGUUCAGGACAGUGGGCCAGCUCUACAAGGAAUCCCUGGGCAAACUGAUGACCACGUUGAACAACACACAGCCCAACUUCAUACGCUGUAUCAUCCCCAACCACGAGAAGAGGGCAGGGAAGCUGGAUGCUAACCUGGUUCUGGAACAGUUGAGGUGUAACGGGGUUCUAGAAGGGAUCCGUAUCUGCAGACAGGGCUUCCCCAACCGCAUCGUGUUCCAAGAGUUCCGACAACGCUAUGAGAUCCUAGCAGCCAACUGCAUCCCAAAGGGUUUCAUGGACGGGAAACAGGCUUGUCAACUAAUGAUGAAGCACCUGGACCUGGACCCUAAUCUGUUCCGUAUUGGUCAGAGUAAGAUGUUCUUCAGAACAGGAGUGUUAGCCCAGCUGGAGGAGGAGAGGGACCUUAAACUGACCGUGGUCAUCAUCGCCUUCCAGGCCCACGCUAGGAGCUUCCUGUCGCGCCGAGCGUUUAGUAAGCGUCAAGCCCAGCUGACUGCUAUGAAGGUGAUUCAGAGGAACUGUGCCGUCUACCUGGUCCUGAAGAACUGGCAGUGGUGGAGGCUGUUCACCAAGGUGAAGCCCCUCCUCCAGGUGACGCGACAGGAAGAAGAAAUGGGUCAGAAGGAGGAGGAGCUGAAGUCCGCCAAGGAUCUGGCUCAGAAGAGCCAGGUGGAACUGAAGGAGAUCUCCCAGAAACACACACAGGUAGUAGAGGAGCGAGCUAAACUGGAGCAGAAGCUUCAGGCGGAGACAGAGUUGUAUGCUGAGGCAGAGGAGAUGAGGGUUCGUCUGGAGGUCAAGAAGCAGGAGCUGGAGGAGGUGCUCCAUGAGAUGGAGUCGCGGCUGGAGGAGGAGGAGGAGAGAGCCACACAGCUGCAGCAGGAGAGGAAGGACAUGCAACAGCAACUACAGGCCAUGGAGGCCCAUCUGUCAGAGGAGGAGGACUCUCGUCAGAAGCUGCAGCUGGAGAAGGUGACUGUUGAGGGGAAGGUCAAGAAACUGGAGGAGGAUGUUGUCAUCAUGGAGGACCAGAAUAACAAACUACUCAAGGAGCGUAAACUGUUGGAGGAGAGAAUAGCAGACUCCAGCUCUAACCUGGCUGAGGAAGAGGAGAAGUCUAAGAACCUGACCAAGCUGAAGAACAAACAUGAGUCUAUGAUCUCAGACCUGGAGGUGCGUAUGAAGAAGGAGGAGAAGGGCAGGCAGGAUGUGGAAAAGGCCAAGAGGAAGCUGGAGACGGAGCUGGCUGAUCUCCAGGAGCAGCUGGCCGACCUGCAGGCCCAGCUAGCCGAGCUCAGAGCACAGCUCGCCGCCAAGGAGGAGGAGCUACUGGCCACUCAGGCCAGGUUGGAAGAGGAGUCUGCUGGAUGUGUUGCUGCGGUGCGUCGAGUCAGGGAGCUGGAGGGGCUGCUAGGUGAGAUCCAGGAGGACCUGGAGUCAGAGGGGGCUGCCAGGAGGAGGGCUGAUGCAGCCUGCAGAGACCUGGGAGAGGAGCUGAACGCUCUGAGGUCUGAGCUGGAAGACACUCUGGACACCACCGCCGCACAGCAGGAGCUACGGACGAAGCGAGAGCAGGAGGUUGCCGUGUUGAAGAAGGUGAUGGAGGAGGAAGGGAGGAACCAUGAAGCUCAGGUCCAGGAGAUGAGACAGAAACACACACAGACUGUUGAGGAACUGUCUGAACAACUGGAGCAGGCCAAGAGGGUGCGAGCCAGUCUGGAGAAGGCUAAGCAGGGAUUGGAGAAGGAGUCAUCUGACCUCAGCGCAGACCUCCACUCAUUGGCCAACGCCAAGCAGGAGGUGGAGCACAAGAGGAAGAAGAUCGAAGGUCAGCUGUCAGACUUGCAGUCGCGCUACAACGACAGCGAGAGACAGAGGGGGGAGCUGGGAGAACGAGUCUCUAAGUUGACCUCUGAGUUGGACAGUGUGAGCGGUCUGCUGAAUGAGGUGGAGGGGAAGAACAUUAAACUGAGUAAAGACCUGGUCAGUCUGGGGUCCCAGCUACAUGACUCUCAGGAGUUGUUGUCAGAGGAGACUCGUCAGAAGCUGAACCUGUCAGGUCGUCUUCGCCAGACAGAGGAAGACAGGAACAACCUUCUAGAACAGCUGGAGGAAGAGACAGAGGCCAAGAGAGGAGUGGAGAGACAGGCCUCCAGCCUCAACAUGCAGCUGUCUGACUGUAAGAAGCAUCUGGAUGAGCAGCAGGGAACAGUGGAACUCCUGGAAGAGGGGAAGAAACGCCUGCAGAGAGACCUGGAGGCUGCCAACUCACAGUAUGAGGAGAAGGUGUGUGUCUAUGAUAAACUGGAGAAGAACAGGAUCAGACUACAGCAGGAACUGGAGGACAUUCUGAUGGACCUGGACAACCAGAGAACCUUGGUCUCCAACCUGGAAAAGAAACAGAGGAAGUUUGACCAGAUGCUAGCAGAGGAGCGUUCCAUCUCCGGUAAGUAUGCUGAGGAGCGUGACCGAGCGGAGGCGGAGGCCAGAGAGAAGGAGACGCGGGUGCUGGCUCUGGGGAGGGCCUUGGAGGAGAUGCAGGGCUCCCUGGAGGAGCAGGAGAGAAGCAACAAGGCCCUCAGGGCAGAGAUGGAGGACCUGGUCAGCUCCAAGGACGAUGUCGGGAAGAACGUCCAUGAGUUGGAGAAGACAAAGCGAGGUCUGGAGGCGGUGCUGGAUGAGAUGCGGACCCAGAUGGAGGAGCUGGAGGACGAGCUACAGGUCGCGGAGGAUGCUAAGCUACGUCUGGAGGUCAACACGCAGGCCAUGAAGACACAGCAUGACAGAGACCUGCAGGGACGAGACGAACAAGGAGAGGAGAGGAGGAGACAACUGCUAAAACAGGUGCGUGAGCUGGAGGGUGAGCUGGAGGAGGAGAAGCAGCGUGCGGGGGCGACAGCAGGGAGGAAGAAGCUGGAAGGAGAGGUGAAUGAUCUGGAGGACCAGGUGGAAGCCACCAGUAGGGGGCGUGACGAGGCCGUCAAACAGCUGCGCAAGAUACAGGCCCAGAUGAAGGAGCUCCAGAGGGAGGUGGAGGAUUCCCGUGCAGCCCAGAAGGAGGUACUGUCCUCAGCCAGGGAGUCAGAGAGGAGAGCCAAGACCCUGGAGGCCAGCUUCAUGCAGCUACAGGAGGACUUGGCUGCGGCAGAGAGGGCUCGUAAGCAGGCCGAGACAGAAAGAGAUGAGAUGUCUGAGGAUCUGGCCAGCAACUCUGGGAAGUCUAUGAUGUCCGAUGAGAAGCGUCGUCUGGAGGCUAAGAUCAGUCAGCUGGAGGAAGAGCUGGAGGAGGAGCAGGUCAACAUGGAGAACCUCCACGACCGCCUCCGGAAGACACAGCAACAGGUGGACCAGUUGAGCAGUGAGCUGCAGGCUGAGCGUAGUUCCUCCCAGAGCAGUGAGGGCGCCAGACAGCAGCUCGAGAGGCAGAACAAGGAUCUGAAGGUCAAGCUACAGGAGAUGGAGGGUCAGGGGAGGUCAAAGUUCAAAUCCUCCAUCGCCGCCCUGGAGGCCAAACUACACCAGCUGGAGGAGCAGCUGGAGCUGGAGAACAGAGAGAGACAGACCAGCGCUAAAGCAACACGUCAGAAAGAGAAGAAACUGAAGGAUCUGACCAUCCAGAUGGAGGAAGACAGGAAACAGGCAGAGCAGCACAAGGAC
This is a messenger RNA of Oncorhynchus kisutch (coho salmon), 5859 nucleotides long. RefSeq names its product myosin-11-like. Gene Ontology annotation, molecular function: microfilament motor activity; actin filament binding; ATP binding. Gene Ontology annotation, biological process: actomyosin structure organization. Lineage: Eukaryota; Metazoa; Chordata; Actinopteri; Salmoniformes; Salmonidae. Gene Ontology annotation, cellular component: cytoplasm; myosin filament; myosin II complex. The record is from RefSeq and is a predicted model, not a curated record.